AUGGACUGGGUGUAAAAUUAGGGCUUCGGCUAUAAUACUCCCACACUUCCCACACACACCAGAGCGAAAGAUAACAGGCGCCAUUUCUAGGGUUUCAUUCAUUCGUUCAUAGUUUGAGAUCUGUAAAUCAUGGGGCUUCAAACUCAACCUUACGGUAUCCAGGGAAUGCUAAAGGAAGGCCACAAACAUUUUUCAGGAGUAGAAGAAGCUGUUAUUAAGAACAUCGAUGCCUGUAAACAGCUUUCCACCAUUACCAGAACUUCUCUCGGUCCCAAUGGCAUGAAUAAAAUGGUUAUAAACCAUCUGGACAAGCUAUUUGUGACGAGCGAUACUGCGACCAUUGUGAACGAGCUUGAGGUUCAGCAUCCUGCAGCCAAACUUUUGGUAUUGGCAGGGAAAGCACAGCAGGAGGAAAUCGGCGAUGGAGCCAACUUAGUAGUUUCUUUUGCCGGGGAGCUUCUUCAGGGCGCAGAAGAACUCAUUAGGAUGGGACUGCAUCCCAGUGAUAUCAUCAUUGGAUACACAAAGGCAAUUAACAAGCUUGUUGAAAUCUUAGAAGGAUUGGUUGAGGAAGGUUCGGACAUCAUGGAUGUGAGGAAUAAAGAUGAAGUUAUUUUAAGGAUGAGAGCUCCUGUUGCUAGCAAACAAUAUGGACAAGAAGAUAUUCUAUGUCCGCUUAUUGCAGAUGCAUGCAUUCAAGUUUGCCCAAAGAACCCUACAAACUUCAAUGUUGAUAAUGUGAGAGUUGCAAAACUCUUGGGCGGAGGUCUGCAUAACUGUACAACUGUUAGAGGAAUGGUUCUAAAAGGUGAUACAGUGGGGAGUGUAAAGAGAAUAGAGAAGGCAAAGGUGGUUGUGAUAGCUGGUGGUGUUGACACAACUGCUACUGAGACCAAAGGAACUGUCCUGAUUCACAGUGCUGAGCAGCUUGAAAAUUACGCUAAAACUGAAGAAGCAAAGGUUGAAGAGCUCAUCAAAGCUGUCGCAGACUCUGGUGCGAAGGUCAUAGUUAGUGGAGCGGCUGUCGGAGAGAUGGCUCUGCAUUUUUGUGAGCGUUACAAGCUCAUGGUCUUGAAAAUUGGGUCCAAGUUUGAACUUCGCCGCUUCUGUCGCACAACUGGUGCCGUUGCUCUUUUGAAGCUUGGGAGUGUUGUAAACCCUGAUGAUCUUGGAUAUGUCGAUUCCAUCUCAGUUGAGGAGAUCGGUGGUUCUAGGGUAACUGUUGUAAGAAACGAACAAGGUGGGAACUCAGUGACGACUGUUUUGCUGCGAGCAAGUACUGAUAGCAUUUUGGAUGAUUUGGAAAGGGCUGUUGAUGAUGGUGUCAAUACUUACAAGGCGUUAUGCAGGGACAGUAGAAUUGUACCUGGAGCUGCAGCCACCGAAAUUGAAUUAGCCAGAAAACUGAAGGAGUUUUCUUUCACAGAGACAGGAUUAGAUCAGUAUGCUAUUGCAAAGUUCGCUGAGAGCUUUGAAAUGAUACCAAAAACGUUGGCUGAAAAUGCUGGGCUUAAUGCCAUGGAGAUCAUAUCUAGUUUAUACGCAGAGCAUUCAGCCGGAAACGUCAAAGUUGGCAUUGACUUGGAAGGAGGAGCAUGUAAGGAUGUCUCGACAUUGAAAAUAUGGGAUCUUUUCGUCACCAAGUUUCAUGCGCUCAAGUAUGCUGCAGAUGCAGUUUGUACCGUUCUACGUGUUGAUCAGAUAAUAAUGUCAAAACCAGCUGGUGGGCCAGGUAGGAGAGAUCAACCUGCAGGAAUGGAUAAUGAAGAUUAGUCUGCUAUCAGUGGUGUUCUGAAUUUUGUCUGAGACAUGAAAUAUUAGUUGUGGUUUUGAUUUACAAAGAUUUUGAGUUUGUUGGUUUUGAAUUCUGGACAUUUGGUAUGAUGAUUAGAGUGGUUUUUUGUAAACAUAAAUUUCUGUUCUUAAAUA
Helianthus annuus (common sunflower) is the source of this 1929-nucleotide messenger RNA. Its product is annotated as T-complex protein 1 subunit theta. Gene Ontology annotation, biological process: protein folding. The record is from RefSeq and is a predicted model, not a curated record. Gene Ontology annotation, molecular function: ATP hydrolysis activity; ATP-dependent protein folding chaperone; ATP binding. NCBI's taxonomy places the organism in Eukaryota, Viridiplantae, Streptophyta, Magnoliopsida, Asterales, Asteraceae. The transcript has 13 exons. Bases 130 to 1773 code for a protein of 547 amino acids. Gene Ontology annotation, cellular component: chaperonin-containing T-complex.